Messenger RNA from Salarias fasciatus (jewelled blenny), 1436 nucleotides. Its product is annotated as seipin-like. The transcript has 9 exons. Gene Ontology annotation, biological process: lipid storage; lipid droplet organization. Gene Ontology annotation, cellular component: endoplasmic reticulum membrane. The coding region runs from base 19 to 984 and encodes 321 amino acids. Lineage: Eukaryota; Metazoa; Chordata; Actinopteri; Blenniiformes; Blenniidae. The record is from RefSeq and is a predicted model, not a curated record.
ACAGACACCAGAGAUUUCAUGGAUCAGCAAAGCGUGCUGCUGUCAGGAGAUGAUGGAGACCCGUCUGAAGUCAUCGGCCAGAUGCUGCUGAGGGUCCAGGAUGUCGUUGCCAUGGCAAUGUUACGGGCUCGCCGCAGAGCUGUUCAGGGCUUCGUCGUGUUCUCCGUCAUAUUCCUGCUCCUCUUCCUCGCUGCCUUUUUAUAUGGGAGUUUCUACUACACCUACAUGCCCAAGGCAUCCUUUUCCACCCCUGUGCACUAUUACUACAGGACAGAUUGUGGACCUUCUGCUUCAUCUCUGUGCUCUUAUCCUGUGGCCAACGUCUCCCUGAUGAAGAACAAAAGACAUGUGCUGACUUUUGGCCAGGCUUACCAGAUAUCUUUGCAGCUGGAGAUGCCUGAUUCUCCAGUCAAUCACGACCUGGGGAUGUUCAUGAUCAAGACGACCUGUUUCGCUCAAGAUGGAGGCCAGCUCGCCUCCUCUGCACGUUCUGCGAGACAGCUGCUGUCUGCCUCCAGCUCUCGCUUUGGAAUACUGAGGUACCGGUCAGACCUGCUGAAGACUUUGGGAACGCUGCUGUUCCUGCCGGCCUUUCUGAGUGGAGUGUCUGAGCAGAAACAAGUGCUGGAAGUGGAACUGUUCUCACACUACGUAGAUGACCCCUAUUCUCCCUCGUCUACGGCUGUGAUUGAAAUCAUCUCCCACAAGGUCCAGAUCUACGCUUCUCAGCUGAAUAUUCACGCCCAUUUUACCGGUCUCAGAUAUUUGCUUUUCUACUUCCCCUUGCUCUCUGCCUUGGUGGGCGUGGCCAGUAACUUCAUCUUCCUCAGCCUCCUCUUCAUCUUCAGCUACACCAGGCUGGCAAUGCAAGUGGACUGGAACCCAGGGGAGCUCAGAACGGACGGACACCGGUCAGAGAUGACGGAGGUUACAAAGGACCAGCAGGAGGAUGAAAGUGAUGUUGCUGACGGUAUACAGAAAUGACAAAGACGUGGCUUUUCACAAAGUCACUUGGCACUGACAACGUGAGUGUGUUUGACUGCAGGAGAAAAUUCUUUGACAGGUACUGCAGAGCAGCUGCGGGAUUAAUCCCUCGGAUCUGAGCCAGGAGGAGAUACACACUUGAAGUAAAUGAAUACCGAACUGCCUGAGACCAGGUUUUUAAAUAUUGUAAGGUUACAACAGUGUAAUGCCUUUUAUUCUCGUUUAGAAAUAGUCAUCAAAAUAAAAUACAAUGCUAACACAACUUCAUGAAAUGUGUUUCACAUGUUAAACAUCACAGCUACAAAUUAUACAAAGCGCUUCAAUAAAUCAUCUCUAUAAAACAUUUUCUCAGAAUCACCUUAAAAUGUAGUAUUACAACAGUUUGGAUCUUCACAUUUGCAAAAAUAAUAAUAAUAAUUCUGUAAUAAUCUGUAUUUCUUGCAAGCUUUAUC